AUGACAGAGAAGGACUGGCUCAACCGUUGUCUUUUUCUCGAGUCCGUGGCCGGUGUGCCUGGUAUGGUAGGCGGCAUGUUGCGUCACCUCCGUUCGCUGCGCCUGCUCAAGCGUGAUUACGGCUGGAUCCACACACUGCUUGAAGAGGCCGAGAACGAACGCAUGCACCUGCUGAUCUUUAUGAACCUUAAGCAGCCGGGCUACCUCUUCCGUGCGCUCGUUGUUGGUGCACAAGGCAUCUUCUUCAACGCCUUCUUCCUCACGUAUCUGGUGUCGCCUAAGACUUGCCAUCGCUUCGUAGGGUAUUUGGAGGAGGAGGCUGUCAAGACGUACACGCACCUGCUCAAAGACAUUGAGGAUGGCCACCUGCCCGCUUGGAAGCAGAAGAAGGCGCCGCUCAUUGCGCAGACAUACUACAAGCUGCAUGAGGACGCGUCUGUGUACGACAUGAUCAAGUGCGUGCGCGCGGACGAGUGCAAUCACCGCGACGUUAACCACACGUUCGCAAACCUAGACCAGAAAAAGGGCGUGAGUCCGUUUGUGAAUAAUCACCCCUAA
This is a messenger RNA of Peronospora belbahrii, 558 nucleotides long. NCBI's taxonomy places the organism in Eukaryota, Oomycota, Peronosporomycetes, Peronosporales, Peronosporaceae. The record is from the annotation of a GenBank genome assembly.